This is a messenger RNA of Amoebophrya sp. A120, 5074 nucleotides long. NCBI's taxonomy places the organism in Eukaryota, Dinophyceae, Syndiniales, Amoebophryaceae. The record is from the annotation of a GenBank genome assembly.
ACAAUCCUAAAAGUAAAACCCACCCUGUCCCUGCUCGUGUCCGUACAUACUGCUUAUUACGGUGAUGUUUCUGUGUGUGCCGCUGGCAUCAGCGUCUUCGUAAUGGUUUGACCUCGCUUUUCUGAUAUUAAACACUUAAAUCUUGACUUUUACACGCGGCACUUAAACAGCAAGAAAAAAAUGUCGAUGUCCCUCCAAACGCUUCCGGAAAAGGAGGCCAAAACCCGCAGCUCCCAGUCCCGGAGCCGUGCAAGUAGCGUUUCGCACGCGGCGGCUCGCACCAGGGACCAAGAUGCUACAGCAGCUAGUACACAGCAGGUACUAGUGCCUCACUCUCGCGGCUCCCGCAUGCGCGAUCUGUCCUCCGACCACAUCAAGUACGCAUUUGGGUUGAAAGAGAGCAACCCCGACGACUUCCUGCCCGCUUUCAAAGUGCGACAGGGGUCCAAGGGGAGGCGCCGCGAGGCCUACGACAUGCACCAGGGCGGGAGCCAGAUGAAGGAUGUGUUUCGCAGCCCAGGUUGUGGAAGGAGUACUUCUCCAAGAGCAGGGGGCAGUGGAGCUGCGACCCCAGCAGCUAGUAUGUUGUCCAAGGAGUCGCUACCAGCUGGGGGCGGGGGGUCCAGAAGCUCAACGCCGUUACAGAGAAGGAGUAUUUGAUGUUUUUUGUUUGCUUGAAAUGAGGGAAGCGUGGAGUUGUUUCGUUGCAUAGUUCGACGAUGUAAAAGCAAUGAAUGCAUCUGGUGCAGCUUCUAUGCGUCGUCAAACGCACGACGGACGAGAAGCAGCACGAGGUGAUGUAUCAUUUAAUCUAGUACGCAACGAUGAUCACGGAUUCAACAUACUUAUGAAUUUUUUGCGAAAUUCUUCAACCAAAAAACAGAAUCUUCGCGUCGUCUAAACGCGCACCGGCACGUGUCGAUGCAGAGUUCCGCGUUUCCUCUGGAACGGAGCUCUAGUGUGGGGGUUGUGAACCCAGAUUUCACGGUGGAAUUUCGGGUUACGAUGUCAAAAAACAGUGUCGCUGAUUUAGGUGACGUCGAUGUAGCUAACUUUGCUCCUGCCGAUCUUGCAACAGUGCCGAACAGCAGAGUUACAGGCACCGCGAUGGAACAAAAUUUAUUGCCGGGAGGUCGUACAACGCCGUCUCCGACGUCCCCCGGUGGUCCUCCACGCUCCUCCCUCUCCUCACCCACAAAGGAGCAGCAGUUGGAAAUUUUGAAUAAGCUCCCGAAGCGCAACAUAGGCGAUGACGUGAAGUGGACCAUGCGGACGGACGAAGUCCAACGAAAGCAGAUCCGCUGGAUAUCGAAAGGAAAAAUCCCCCCUCCCCAUAUCGAACACGAAAUUUGUGAUGCUGUAUUUGAGGUCACAAAUCGACUUGUCAUGCUAGAAGGCCAAGAGCCGCAGUCGUGGCCUCGUUUGCAGGCAAUUUGUCGUGCUGUUUCUCACUCUCAGCUGCCUCCUAUCAUGCUGAAGAUGCAAGGCUUCCCCACGCCACCCAGCACUACAGUUCGCAUCUUUUCCCGUGUAGCAUGACAAAGCUGAUUUGUGACAACAAAUCUGCAUCACAGAUUUCCGUUUAGAUAUGGGGAGGGGGGAUUUUUCCGUUUGAUACUGGACGGCAGACAAAGAGUUGGACUACGCCAUGGGCUUUUCCCUGCGGAAGCUUGACGAGACAGAGGAAGGGAACAACAGUAUGACGCGGUUGGAAAACCGCCCCUUCAAGCAGUUUUUGAAUGUCAAGCAGGACGUGGUGAAGCGGGACCUGCAAGCGGAGAUCGAACGGGAAAAGCGGCAACCACAGAUGGCAAUGUCCCGAACAAAUAUGUUGGUGAAUAGUAAACAGCGGUCCUCGACGGCGCUGAGUUACGAUGCGAAUGGUGCCAGCACACAACAACCGUCGCAAAGCGCGCCAGUGACGCCGCGGAAAAAUUCUAACGGUGGACAGGACCAAGAAAUAAACCAGCAGCAAACGUCCACCUUCGGCGCUGAGUUUGGUGCAGCGAAGUCGUCUGCUUCGGUGGUUCGUGACUUGUAUAAUUCGCGCCGUAGUUGUGUGACGCCGAAGGUGAAUACCAGGAAAUCCCGGGCGGACCUGUGGAAACCCUUCCUGCCUACAUCUACUACUGCAGCUAGCACCGCAGGGAGUGGGACGAUUACAGGGCUAACUCCCGCGGAGGGCGCGGCUGCAAAAAGAUCGGCUUCCUACACAACUAGCACUGCUGUUGCUGCGACCUCGGUGGUGGAACAUCAGAAGGAUGGCUCGACACAUAUGCAAGCCACAUCACCUCGUGCUGCUGCUGCUCUUGAAGAUGCUGAUUUAUUAAAAGCCACUCCCCGUCGGCAGCUGUCGCUCCAAACUGUAGUCCAGAACCUGCACACUGCGGUUCGAAGCGCCUCGGCGCGCAAACGACCGUUGACGACCAAGACGGUAAAACCGAAAAACCUUCCGAACUUCACCGUGAACGAUCACUACAGGCAAGCGGGUCCGUUUUCGAGCAGUUAUCGGGCGGCCUUCGGCGUGCCCCGGCUCGACGUGUUGGGGAGGGGGCAGGAGGGCGGGGGAGUAAAACAAGGCGCUAUUUAUUUUACCCCUCGCGGUGGUUUAUCUUCGAGUUGUACGCCGGGCAAUAUAAUUCACGACAAUAAUUCUACGAUAUCUGCCCGGGCAAGAAGAGCACUUCAGGAGGACCUGUUAUGAACUGCAAAAGCAUCGUACUUGUAUAAAUGCAUUACAAAUUUUCUCAGCAUGAAAAAUAAAAUUUGUAAUGCGGAUUUACCUUAAGACAAAGAUUUGUAAUGCUAGACUUGCAUUUAUACGAGUACGAUACUUUUGCACGGGAUACCUGUUGCUGCAGGACGAAAAGGUCGUGGGUCCGCCGGCCGUAUCCUGUGCAAAAGUAUCGUACUCGUAUGGAAAUCAUGCAUUACAAAUCCCUUUGUUAAGGUAAAUCAGCAUUACAAAUUUUAUUUCUCAUGCUGAGGAAAUUUGUAAUGCAUUUAUACGAGUACGAUACUUUUGCAGUUCAUAGGCCGGCCGCAUUGGCGGAAGCAGGGACCUGCACCGAGGGUACUAUAACAGUGAGCAACCGAUGAACCUCUGCGAUUGGGGCGUGCCGAAGCAGCUGCUGAACUCGCUUCUUGCUUCGAGCAGUGCAGCUGGUACGGACAAGGACAACAGCAACAUCUCCCGGCCCGCCUCGGCAAGGAACUCUAAUACAGGAAAAAAUAUAAUCGCCGGCACAGCAGCUGACGCAAACAACAAUACCUCUGCGCUAUCGACACCCCGCACGACGUCGCCCCGCACCCAGAACAAAGCCAUUCUAAAAACCGCGAGUGAGCUCUUGGGCCAGGAAGCGAGGGCGGAGCAGAGACGGAAAUUGUCCGCGCGGCAGAAGGCCGCCCGGGCGCUGCAGGGAUACAGCGAUAUUAAUGGCGAGGAGGAUGUCUCCGAAGUUGCACUGUGUAAAACAUCAAAUAAACGAGAUAAGAUCUUCCGUUCGCCGCCGAACUUCAAGGACGAGGUCGCGGAAAACCUGUACAAGUUUCAGCAUCACGAAACGCCCUCCGAGUCGCUGCACGAGUUUUAUUCCGGGGUGCCCACCACCCCAACCUCCGCCCUGAUAGUAAAACAGCGCGCCGAGUCGGCUCCGCCGGUAAAUCUAGUUGAAAAUAACGACGAGAAAACAAGAUCUGAUCUCGUUGGAGUAGUACCAGAGCGAGGCCAUGGCCAACCACAGCAGUCCACAGAGAGGCUCGAAGAUGAACAGAGAAAAAACGACAUCAAAAGGCUGAAAGUCCUGCACAAGCGACACCACGCGCACCUGCACCAGGUCGGCGGGAAUUCGUAUCACUACAUGCGGAAGGGCAAGAACAAUAAUUUGAACUUCAAGCACCCGCUGAUCACGCCCUACGCGCCGACCAAGGAGCUGACCCCGCGGUGGGACCGCGACAACCAAAACCGGGUUUUUGUCCCGUACCGAAACGUCCUGCCUGCAGGGGAGAGACUGCCGUCGAGCCCGAAAUUCAAGGACAAAACGGUGGUCGGCACGGCGCACGGCAAGCAAAUCCUGGUUUCCUCCCAAAUUCGGCGCGUUCCAGCGGAGCCGAUCCGGACGCCGCGCACGGUGUUCACGCCGCGGCGGGAGGAGGACGUGGCGAAGGACGCGCAAAAAGUGGCGACGCGCGAGCGGCUGGUGCUGACGCGGUCCAGGUUCGUGCACACGCCUAGGAUCAGCGACAAGCAGGAGGAGGAGCGAAAGGAAUUUUUCGCGAAGCUGCUGAAGAACAAGGAGAGCGACCUGAUCGCGCGGAAGAAGACACGACGGGUGGCCCUGGCGCACUUGCCGGGGCUGUCUGGUGUCACGGAAACCAGCCACAAGGCGUACGCGGAAAUGAUCGCGAAAGAGAAGUAGGAGGGAUUGGGGUCGUUGCGCCAGUACUUUAUUGGGUAUCUUUCUCGUGCUCUCCUGACAGAUAGUCCUCAUAGUUCCUGUCAUAUUCUCGUCCAUUAUUUUAUGUUUAUGUUAGUAGUGGACUGAUUUUUUGCUUCGCAAUUACACAUUCCUGGGCAUCACCGCUAUUGAAAAAUCACAGUGGUGGUAAACUAAGUAGUAGUCAGUUUGUUGACCGUUCUUUUCGAAGUGUAUUGUACCCCACAAAUUUGUUUCUGGCUAGACCAGCACUCUGGAUAGCAAUUUUCUGCUCUCGAGAGUGCUACGGUGCCGUCAACAUGUAAGAACCGUUUCAAGAUUUAUAUUCUAUGUUGAGGAGAAAUAUUUAGAAUGAGUCACCCCUCAUGUUGAUUUUGAAUUCCUUUUUUUAACAGCGCUUCAAGUUCAACUUGAGCUCCUGCAUUUUUUUUUUUUAGUUUUUUGAGUUUGCGUCCCCUACACCUCGUAAUUUGUUCCAUCAUGAUGUUCCCGUAAGAAAACAGUAAGAAAGAGGGCCAGGAGCGCGUUUGUCCUGCCUCUUUCGGCACCGGCGGUGUCCGCCGCUUGAUGACCACAAGCUACUAAAGAGUGCAGUUUUUUUUUCAUUCGAUAGAUGACGUUUGCGAGUUAUCCUCGUC